Hyalella azteca is the source of this 1696-nucleotide messenger RNA. Its product is annotated as chlorophyllase-1, chloroplastic. NCBI's taxonomy places the organism in Eukaryota, Metazoa, Arthropoda, Malacostraca, Amphipoda, Hyalellidae. The coding region runs from base 237 to 1301 and encodes 354 amino acids. The transcript is spliced from 7 exons. The record is from RefSeq and is a predicted model, not a curated record.
CUUCUUUCUUAGCUAUAAAUGGACAGUAAAUUUUUCUAAUGUAAUUGUACUUGAAUCAGUAAAUGACUUCUAUAUUGCGACACUUAUUAUUGAUCCGAAGUUUAUUUAUAUAACUGUGCACCUAUUAUAUAACUCACAAGAUUACGUUGCACCUGUGACUAUCUGAAUUAUUAUUUAUAUAAAUUUCAUCAUCGUUGAAAAGUGAAGUUUUGUUUGGCCAGUUCCUAUCUUCGGAAAUGAAAUCAGUUCUUCCACUCGUUGUGCUCACGGUGUGCGGGUUGUGGUUCGCUCCGUGCCUCUGUUUUGACCCUUACUCACCGGGCCCGCAUGCGGUUGUCCAGGUGAAAAUAAACCACACUCAAUACGCCCCUGGCUUGUCCGUACAUAUGUCGGCUUGGGCUCCCGCAGAAGCUGGGGUUUACCCUGUGGUUUAUUUCUUCGAUGGGUUUCAAUCGACCAUGCCAGUGGAAGUUUACGGUGACGCCCUUGAGCGAGUAUCCACGCACGGGUUCGUUGUUGCAGCUCCGUGGAAUUUUACGGACAAUUUCCGCCCAGAGGAAAAACUCGACGCAAUGCAACAUGUGUUUGACUGGACGUACGACAACUUGGACUCUGUGCUGAUCGCUGCCGGUGCCUCCAGCGACUUAAUCACUGAUUAUCAGACGGCUUUUGCCAUGUCGCACUCUGCGGGUGGUCACAUGGUGUGUAGUUACCUGCAGCUCAGCGGCUGCGAGAACUUCAAGGGCAUGGCGUUGACAAGCCCCGUGGAUGGGGUUGACCCUUUCGGUGUUGUCGACGAUUACUGCACCUCGCUGGACUCUACCCUUAAUUUCUCCAUACCCACCAUCGUCAUGGCGGCGGGGCUCGAUGAUGUGCCAGGGAGCAACUUGACAAGCACAACAUGCGCGCCGGCAGACAUGAGCAACAUGCGGCUGUCAUUGCGCUUCUACAGAGCACUCGAUCCCGACAGCCCCCGCUGGUUCCUCAACGCCACCGAGUUUGGCCACUUCGACUACUGCAACCUUCUCUUCCAGGAAGCGGCUGCGGUAUCGCACUUCUGCGCCACCAACCGGGAGGCUGGCCUCCUUGAGUUCAGCAAGUACCGCAGCUUCGUGCCCGGCACCGCCGUCGCUUUCUUCUUCAGUCUCUUGGAGGAUGACUGCCAGACGUAUCUGCCGUACCUGCAAGACACGUCCGCAAUGCCUGUCGCGGUCGUGGGAGAAUACGUCAACCAGGGGGAGGCCACGGGCCAGUGUCCAAGGGGCUACUGCUCCAGAGUCCCAUCUGUGGAUCAGAACUAAGGACAUCAUCAUGAAAAUAAAGCAAUGAUACUGAGGAAAAUGAGGAACCAGUCAUAAAUACGUAGCACAGCAAUAAAACAUCACGAAAGCAAUGAAUAAAAUUACACAAUAUUAGGCACUACUCCUACAUGGAAAUCCAAAAUAGAAGAGCAGAGUUUUCUAUAAUGCAUUCCUUCGGCUAUCGGUACUAGUAGUAUUUUCGCCAUAACUAACUACACUCGUAUAGUCGUAACUCGCGGCUGUUGUUUUCUCUCCACUGAUCAAUAUACCGGACGCACCUCAAUCAUACUUGUUAUGGUAAAAAACCACACGUGCAGUACAAUUUCCUUUAAUUAACGCAAUUUUUGUCAGAUUUAAUUUAUAAUUACAUAGUUUAAAUAAAUCUUCUGUUGUUA